AAUCAAACACAUAAAAGAACCCUAAGCAUCAACACUAGUCUCCAAGGCAGGGCCUGUUUUAGAUUCUGAGACUGGUAACUAGCUGAUCACAGGUCUACUUCAAAAUUUCAUCACUGUGUAUCUCACUCAAUGAUUGGAGGGAUAUUCUCCGAUUGUCCACAGAACUACAAUUAAACCGAAGCAGGUAUGGAUGAAGUAAAUUUACUUUCAUUCAUGGAAGUAAAUGAAAAGCAAACAAAUAGAUAUCAAUGUUGCUAAAAGCAUACCUAGAAAGAAGCAACAAAUCAAAAAGAAUGCACGUACCAGGUUACUGAAAAUAAAAUAUUCCAUAUUCUAUAUUCUGAAAGUUUAUAUUAACAGAAAAUCUAAUGAAUUGUUAGGUUUCUGCACAUAUUUGGGGCUGAGGGAAUGGCGUGAAGUCAUGGCUGAGUAGGGAUCAACUUUUAUAUUGGGUUGGGUAUUUGAGGGAGAGGGAGGGGAAGCAGACUCGUUUGCUUUCAUAUUUUUGAAAAAAGGCAUUCAUUAAUAUGAAAAGAUAAAGGUAUGUAUCAAAGCCACAUAAUAAUCCACUUAAUUUGUUCAUUUUAUAUGGAAUCAUCAUCAAUUAAUUCAAGAUAAAAUUGCCGCCAACUAGUUUUGACUUUUAACCAUUAUUAUGAAUUCAUUGUAUAUAGAGCUGGAGCUGCUGCGCUUUGAAGUUAAAUUAAAAUAGAGCUUAAGCUUCGACUUUGUUGCUUCUUCCUCUUCUUUAUUACCUACUUUUUAGGAAGAAGCUAUUAUCAUUUAAUUGUCUUAACUUUUAAAUGCUCAAAAUACAUAAUCUUCAGAGCUUAAUUAGGUUUUUAAAUUUGAAGUAUAUACGGCUGCAUAAUGAAGUUGUUGCAUGUGAUGUCUAUAGGAAAAGGAAAAUAUGUAUGGGAUGGCAAUAAUUAACAGUGAAGUGGUGGGGACUGAGGAGUAUAUAAUACACGUCCUUAUCAUAUAACCCUCUCUUUAUCCUCAACUUUUCUUUAAUUCCUCUCUCUUCCUCCUUUGCCUGGUGAUAUCCCUGACCUAGCUCUCUUUCCGCUUAACUCAUCGCCCACUUUGAAUUGUCAACCACUCUGAAACAUCAUUUCUUUUUUCUAUUACGAGGAAGAUAACUUAAUCUGAGCGAUCAGAAGGUCUUAAACUAAGAUGAGUUUAAUAAGUAAUAACAUGGGAAGCGGCCCAUUUGGAGACACUACUUACACUAAGGUGUUUGUUGGAGGAUUAGCCUGGGAAACCCACAAGGAGACUCUCAAGAAUUACUUUCAACAGUUUGGAGAGAUCUUGGAAGCUGUAGUUAUCUUCGACAAGAAUACUGGAAGAUCCAAAGGAUAUGGAUUCGUAACAUUUAAAGAAGCAGAAGCAGCAAGAAGAGCUUGUGUGGAUUCUUCGCCUGUGAUAGAUGGGAGGAGGGCUAACUGCAAUCUUGCUUCUUUGGGUGUUCAAAGAUCUAAACCUUCAACCCCACAACAUGGAGGCAGCAGGAACUUUAGAGUAAUGAAAUCUUAUCAGACAGGGUAUCAACAAGGUGGGGUUGGAACAGCUUUUCCUUCGACCCCAACUCAGCUUCCACAUUAUGCCAUCCAACAAGGAAUCCCCUGUGCUCUUUAUGGGUACUCCCCAAGCUACACUUGUCCCACGGCUUACUACAGUGCAUGUGGAGGAACAAGCAGCCAUUAUGUUGUAUAUGGGACAGUAGGAAACGGCACAGUUUCAAACUCAAAUUUCUAUCCCUACAUGCAAUAUUUGGAUUUCCAAUAUCCGCAACACCACUUUCAAUAUCCGAUUAUUGCUUCAUCUGGCGUCCACCCGCACCCCUACACUCCCGCGAUCCCGCAUUCUCAACCUGCAGGUGCAAGUGCGAGCACAGCUCUUGCUGCUCCAACAGUUGCUGCCUUGGCACCCCAUUACCCUUCUCAGACCAACUCCCUUCGCCCCAUCAGCAGCAUUUGAAUAUCUCUUCUUACACAUAACCAUAACCAUCAUCAUCAUCAUUACUAUCUCUUGGUUCGGACGUAUGCUUAAUAACUAGUUGCUAAUUAGGAUUAAGGACUUGCAUUCUCUCCCACCAAAUUGUUCUCAUCGAUAUCAACCAAAGCCUAAAAUUUAAUUAGCUUAGAUUAGGUAGAGAGUAUAGCAGCAAGUUCACAGAAUGAACUAUUAACUCACAUUCAAGAUCAUCCUUCUUCUAUAAGUCGGGAAGUAGGGUGACAUACACUGGGCAUGGAAAAUGUCCACCAGUACUGUUUUUGAUUCAUUGCUUUGCAAAAUAUACCCAUAUAAUUCUCUUCAUCAAUAUCUUCUCCUCUUCCCUUUCCGGAAUAAAGGGAAGACAUUAUUCUUUCCUAACUUUUGCAUUUAGGUUAGUUGUAGAAGUAUUCAUAUUGUGGCAAAACCAGUGGGGGGUUUAUAGCCCAAUUUUGACACAUGCAUGCAAGAGCUAUUGUUUUUUUUUCCAAACCCUACAGCUCUUGCUUUUAUUUCCUACUUGUAGUGAGUUUUAUAUAUUUCUCGUAUACAGUAAUUCCUUUUUCUUCCCUCAUCGUACUAACUAAAACUCGGACAACUCGAGGAGAUAUUUUGAUCCUUGGGUUUAUCCACAUCUAGCCAUAGGGUUAUGGCUAAAUUUCAUUUUUCAUUGCUGUUGCCUCUCUCUCAUGGAUAUCUUUAAUGAUCGGAGAGACAUGAUUUCAUGGUUCUGAAGUUUGGUUUGUCAACUCUGUCUCUCUCUCUCUCACCCAUUCUCAAGUUUGGUUUGUAAUAAGUGGCUAUUUGCUGCCAUUUAAUAUUAUACUAUUUCAUUUUCUCUUGACAUAAAAUUAUUGUAUUGCAGAUUUCAUGUAUGCGAAUGCUUUUUCCCUUGUUACUUGAUUUUAA
Ricinus communis (castor bean) is the source of this 2904-nucleotide messenger RNA. RefSeq names its product probable RNA-binding protein ARP1. Bases 1177 to 1980 code for a protein of 267 amino acids. The transcript has 6 exons. Gene Ontology annotation, molecular function: RNA binding. The record is from RefSeq and is a predicted model, not a curated record. Lineage: Eukaryota; Viridiplantae; Streptophyta; Magnoliopsida; Malpighiales; Euphorbiaceae.